Messenger RNA from Impatiens glandulifera, 2285 nucleotides. Its product is annotated as telomere repeat-binding protein 2-like. The transcript is spliced from 10 exons. The coding region runs from base 286 to 1968 and encodes 560 amino acids. The record is from RefSeq and is a predicted model, not a curated record. Gene Ontology annotation, molecular function: protein binding. NCBI's taxonomy places the organism in Eukaryota, Viridiplantae, Streptophyta, Magnoliopsida, Ericales, Balsaminaceae.
UUUUUUGGCAAUUCGGUGGUUUUUGUUAAAACUGAAACAGGGGUUUUUUGUCGCUGUCCACCAUCUUCACAUCUCCUUAAAGAAAGAAAGAAAGAAAGAAAGAAAGAGAGACAGUUGCAAACUGUUUUCUUGACGAGGGUUUUUUUUCCUGCAGAAUUUGACACAUAUAUGUAUGUAUAAAUCUAACAAAAGAUUGGUUUCUCACAACUGAUUUAUAUAGGAUCCCUGUAAUGAUUGAUACCUGCUGGUGAACUUUUAUUGGCUGAUUAUUUUCGGUGAGUUGUGAUGUUGAAGAAGAGUCUAAAUUAUGAAUUUUGUGGCUAUCAGUUUCCAGUCAUACCUCGGGCUCCAAGAUCUAUUAGAGGUAAGGUUUCCAAGAAAAAGAGCUUGGGGGAUGGUCAAAUUUGUGCUUUUGAACUCUUAGCCACUGUUGCUGGAAAACUGUUGCUGGAAUGUGAAAGUUCUGCAUCUAGUAAUGCAGAAAGAAAGAAACAGUGUAGUUUUGAGAGUCUGAAAGUUAAACAGGAAGAUUCUAACCCUGGGAGAACUGAAUACUUAGAAAAUAAUGUGAAAUUGGAAAUUCCAAAAAUCCAAUUCGAAAAUGUAAGCUGCUAUAAUGUUGUGGACCGUGGUUCUGCUCUAGAUAAUGUAAUUAAGAAAGAGCAUAACCCUGAAGUCAUUAUUAAACCAGAUUUGACAGCUACAAGUGUGAAUAAUAGUAAUGUAUCCUCUCUUAAGAACGGGAACUAUGUUAAAGUAGGAUGUACAGAUGAUAACAAAAAGUUUGUUGGAUUCAAUGGGCAUAGUGUCAAGACAAGGUUUUUUCGACCGCAGUCGCGUUUUGGAUUCCGAAGAAUCAGAAAGUUACUUAUGUCCAAGUAUUGGAAAGCGGGUCCAAAAUUGAAAGAUUGUGACUUCACCUUAACUACUGAUGGGAGAAGUCAACAUGAGGGUCCUUCAAGAAAAAGGAAAUUCUAUGACCAUAAUAAACCUACGGCAGGAUUUGAAUGUGAGGGUAGCAGUGAAAGUAUUUCCAACUCACCUGGAAAGAGUAUGAAGAGAGGCAUGAACGGAUCGCCAAUAAAAUUGCACAUAGCAAGUGGACCAUCAUCAGUUGUUAGAGAAUCCCAUGUGAAUCUUAGCAUAAAGUCCUUCAGAGUACCGGAUCUGUAUAUUGAAGUUCCUGAAACUGCCACAGUUGGCUCGCUGAAGAGGAAAGUAAUGGAGGCAGUGACUUCAAUUAUUCAAGAUGGAUUACAUGUUGGUGUACUACUCCGAGGGAAAAAGGUCAGAGAUGAUAAUAGAACCCUAUUGCAGAGUGGUAUUUGUGACAAUAGUGAUCUAGAUGCUCUAGGUUUUAUUUUGGAGCCUCAAUCUGCGAUGGAGCCUCCACCUGUCUCGCCCAAAGAUCAUACAGUUCUGGAUGAUCUGGUUCCAUCUGGAACAAAACAUCAUGAAAUACUUGGGUCAAUACUCAGCCCAGUUGUGGAUACUCCUUUUGGUGGUGGUCCUCCUUUACAAACUGAUGUGGUGAAAGAUAUGGAAGUUACUGAUUAUUCAAAGGCAUUGGUUACUGUGCCUGCUAUGGCUAUGGAGGACGCACUUUCUGUUGUUCCCAUAAAUCAGAAAGCUAGUGGGUCGGAAAUAGUUCAGCGUAGAACUAGAAGACCUUUCACUGUAACAGAGGUGGAAGCAUUGGUUGAAACUGUUGAGAAACUUGGAACUGGAAGGUGGCGGGAUGUUAAACUGUCUGCCUUCGAGGAUGCAGAGCAUCGAACUUAUGUGGAUCUAAAGGACAAAUGGAAAACAUUGGUUCACACAGCAAACAUCUCCCCCCAGCAAAGAAGAGGGGAGCCGGUUCCUCAAGAGCUGUUGGAUAGGGUUCUGAUCGCUCAUGCCUUCUGGUCACAUAAUCAACCUAAGCCUCUCUUCGUCUUGGAAGAACACUUCAAGAUCCUGGAGACCUAAGAAACGAUGUAACUUCUGAGCUCUUGUACAAAAGUAAUAUCUCCAAAAAGACGUGUAAAAUGGAUUUUAGGAAAAUCUCUACUGAUUUGUUGCUAGCUAGUUCGAUGUCGAUACAGCAACUGCAACUUCCACUGGCAUAUUUAUUUGUAAAUGGACAAUCCCCCCAAAAAAGUGGAGAUUUCUAACAGAAUUCAAACUCUGCUGGCUGUUGCUGGUGAAUUUGAUAGUCAUAGAGGUUAAUUAGUUGGCUUUUACAUUUCAUUGUUUCACUUUUUAUGGGACUUAUGAAGUGGUUGGACUAAAGUUGAUCUCAUGUA